GUAGGUUUGCAUGAUCAGCCUUUCGAGCUGCUGCUGGGAGAGGGAACAACCGUCUAACCUCAAUGCUUGAAAUACAUUUUUAAUAUUUGUCUACUUGUCGUUUAUUUUCGUUGUCUAAAAAUGAAGUGCCUUCCCACCGGAUUCAUCCUAAAAAGUGCCUUAUUUCCCUUAUUGCUCACCUUUCAAUUGAUCUAUGGAACGCGGUCCCGGUAUAACCAGGGGUAUAACAUGUUCCAGGGAAGCGCAUACUCUGGCUCAGAACAAAGACAAAGGAAUAAAAACUGGUGCGCAUACGUUGUGCACAAGAACGUGAGCUGUGCGGUCGUGGGGGGUAUGGAGAGCUUUGUGCAGCCGGAGUCAGCGCCUUGCCGGAAGCAUCAGCCCAACUGCGCGCAACAAGUGAUGUAUCGGACCCAAUUCCGCCCCAUGUAUAAGGUUGGCUAUAAGCUGGUGACAGAGCUGGAGUGGAGGUGCUGUCCAGGCCACCAGGGUCAAGACUGCAAAGACUUGAAAGGCAUCCCAUCCAGUCAGACAGUGCUGGGGCCUCGGCCCACCCUGCCUCCCGCCCCAGAGACACAGGAUCCGGGACAGCAGGCAUGGGGUCAGAGUGGCCAAGAGCCGGCAGGGGGCCAGGGAGGGAGUCAGACGACACAUCAGCUGGAUGAGGUGGUACAGCGUCUGUCCCAGCAGAUUCUAGACAUGCAGGCAGCCAUGACCAGCCUGUCGGCCAACCUGAGGGUGGACCUGCAGGAGGACGCCAGCAAGAUGCUGGUCACGCUGCUCAAUGUCUUGCGGCAGCCAGACCGCGUGCGUGGGGAGCAGCAGAGCAUGCUGCUGCAGGGCCUUUCACUGGAAAAAGCAUACAACAUGGUGGACAUUGACAAGUUCACGAGCAAGAUCAACCACCUCACCGACACCAUAAACACCAAGAGCAAUGUACUGGACGACCUCCAAGCCAGAGUCAACCACCAUGACGGACAGCUCCACCUGCUAAUGGAGGCCAGCCCGGCCUCACCCCCUCCCUCUCCUCCGGCUAAUGAUGCGACCCUGCGCGCCUAUGUGGACACAAAGUUCCACGCCCUGAAGGACGAGAUGAUGGAGGGCAUGGAGAUCAAGAUGGCAGACCUGAAGAACUCAUGUGACUAUAAGAUCCUGUCGGUGCAGGAGCAGUGUGUGGGCCAGGAGAACAGCUACCUGAGCCUGACCGAGCUCCUCGAGUCCAAGGAGAUGAACCUCCGCAAAGAGAUCCAGGACUUCAAGAACCAGCUGCCUAAUUCACAGAGGGGAGACGGAACCCCUCCAGGGGUGGAGGAGCUGCGAAAGGAGCUGUUCCGGGUCGCUGAGGCCCAGCUGAUCCUCAAGUCCAGCCUAGAGAAGAAGUCCAAGCCUGACCCACUCCUGGCCCGUGUGGAAGAGCUGGAGGCCCGUCUCAACAUGUCGGAGAGGAGCGAGAAGGUGCGCAGCCUCUUCCUGGAGGAGAAGCUGAGGAGAGAGGGGGCGGAGGGGGCCGCAGACCUGAAGAAUGCUAUGGAGGACAGGAUGAGCUCCAUGGAGGACCGGGUCACUACUCUACUGGUGGAGAUAAGCAGCCCUGUAUCUGGGGCGCAGACUGCGCUAGAGGCACUGCAGAGUGCUCAGGCUCUGGAGGACAGACUCAAUUCCCUAGAACAGCUGUGCUCUACAGAGUGCAAGUCUGACCAACCGGCCAUAGAGCGUAUUCAACAGAACCUCCGGGUCUACAGAACUAGCCUAGACACAAUUCAGUCUAACAUCAAUGUGCAUUCAGCUAGUCUUGCAGACAUGGAAGAGUUUGUCCAAGGGCAGCUCCUGAACCAUACCGCCAGUCUUACAGAUGUGCAGGAAGAACUAGGAGCUCUUAAAGAACGUAUUGGAGGACAGCAGGGUUCUCUGUCAGCCUUGGGUCUCUCUCUUAGCCAGCAGUCCCUGGAGCUCCAGGGGCUGCUUCUGAACCACAAUGCCAGCCUUACAGGCGUGGAAGAAGUGCUAGGAGCUCUCAGUGGGCGUAUGGGAGUACAGAAGGGCUCUCUGUCAGACUUGGGUAUCUCUCUCAGUGAUAAUCUUAAAGAUGUGCAGGAAGAGCUGGGAGCUCUUAGUGGGCGUAUGGGAGAGCAGGAGGGUUCUCUGUCGGCCCUGGGUCUCUCUCUCAGCCAGCAGUCCCUGGAGCUCCAGCAACUGAACACCUGUUGCCUGAGCAGUGCAGGGCCAGCCCAGGAGGCCAAGGACCUGCUACAGCUCCACCUGACCCAGAGAGAGGAGCUGAGGGCCAGGCUGGAGGAGCUGGACAAGGAGGUGAAGGCUGAGGCAGACCACUGCAGGAACAGGACCGAGGGCGUAGCUCUGGACGUUGUCAGUAUGGACAGCCGGGUUACCAGCUUGGAGAACAUGUGUGGUAGGCUGGAACCCAUCUCCAGCAGCCUGCACAGGAUCAAGGAAGGGCUGAACAAGCAUGUUACCAGCUUGUGGAACUGCAUCAACCAGAUCAAUGGCACCUUGCAAGCCCACACCAAGGACAUCAGAGGACUGAAGGGAACAUACCAGAACCUCCAGGACCACUACUCAGGUAUCACCCAGGCCCUACAUCAUCUGACCACCAGUCCUGAGAACAGUGGUGUUCAUGUAGGUGUGGAGGAGUCUGGUAAUCCCACCAAGACGAAGCUUGUCCCUCGGGGCCCUGUCCUACCCGUUGGGCCAAUACCAGAUGGGGCCCUACUACAUAUGAUGGAGACUGGGGAGGCAGGAGCCCCCGGAAUCACCAUCUCUUCCAAACCUCCCAAAGGGGCCGACGGCAGCUUGUCCACCCUCAAGGGCUUCGCUGGAGCCCCAGCCUCCCCACCCUCUACAGGGUAUUUAAAGCCUAAUAUGCCAAUGCUUUCUGGUGAGCGGGUGUCCUUCUCAGCUGGUCUCAACCGCUUGCCCUUCCCUGGGGAGGUGGGUAUCAUCCGCUUCAACAAGGUGUUGGUAAACGAUGGGGGACACUAUGACCCUCACACAGGCAUCUUUCACGUUCCCAUGGAGGGCCGCUACCUGCUGAGUGCCGUGCUGACAGCCCAGAGAGGUGCCAAGGUGGAGGCGAUGUUCUCUGUGUCCAACCGCAGCAUCCAGAGGCUGGACACGGCCGGUUACCUGCCUGAUAAUGGUGGAGGAGGUGGGGCUGGCUCCACCAGCUGUGACUGCGGAGGCUCUGCCUCCCUGAGCCUGGUUCUCACUCUGAUGCGUGGGGACAGGGCAGGUUUAGUCAUGACCGCAGGCAAACUUGCCAUCGCCGAGAACACAGAGGUCCUCUCAACAUUUAGCGCCGUGCUUCUCUACCCGACCCCCUCAAAAAAAUAGCCGCCAUGUUAUAGACAAAGUUAUCCCCUAAAAAAAAUAGAACCCCACCAAUGAUAUUGCUUUAUGUAGCUCCACCCUCAAAACAACACCCAUUCUACUUUAGAUGUAUGCCUCGUUCACGUGUUAGCCGGAACUAGGAACCUCUGAAAUUUGACUUGCUAAUCGGUUGUAGUUCUACACGUGUCGUGUUCAACCAGUUAGCAAGAUGGUAAUUUCUGAGUUUCCUAGUUCCCGACAAGCGCGUGAACGUGGCAGUAGUAUGCCCAACAUUGCAUGCCUUACAGGUAUUUUAGUAAAACAGGUAGAUUGCUUCAACGUGCUAUCAUAUGACAGAGCUUUCAUACAAAAAGAGAUGUAUCAAAUAUUCGAUCAUAGGAUUCUUAUGAAGGGGAUGGGGCAGGCUACUGCCAUUUAUGGAGUAUUAACAUUUAGUGAUUGAUUAUAUUUGAAAUGUUUGAAUGUGUGCUUGUGUUGAUGUGUUCAAUUUGUUGUAGUUAUUUUGAAAUGACUAUUUUAUGAGAACCAUCAAUUAUAAUACCGUACAUACAGGUAACUGACAAAAUAAAAGAAACCUAAACAAAGUUUCUUAAUAGGGCGUGGGGCCACCACAGCUUCAAUGCACCUUGGUAUGGAUUCUACAAGUGUCUGGAACUCUAUUGGAGUUCUACCAUUCUUCCACGAGAAAUUCCUAAAUCUGGGGUUUUGUUAAUGGUGGUGUAAAACUUUCAGGCACCGGCCCAGAAUCUCCCAUAAGUGUUAAAUUGGGUUGAUCUGGUGACUGAGACCACAAUGGCAUAUGGUUUCAUGCGCAUCAAACCAUUCAGUGACCACUUGUGGAUGGGGACAUUGUCAUCCUACAGGGUCUUAGCCGUGGUAGCCCAAAAAAAUUGCUAAAAUAAUGUAGAAAAUGCCCAGCAUUUUAUACAUGACCCUACACAUGAUGGGAUGUUGAUUGCUUAAUUAACACAGUGUUCCACCUGUGUGGAAGCACCAGCUUUCAAUAUACUUUUGAAUCCCUCAUUCAUCAAGCGUUUCCAUUGUUUUGGUAGUUACCUGUAGCAUCGUUAGAGGAACUAACGUUAAACAAAUAAGCUGGUCAUUUUUCUACAUGACAAGGGAUACAGAACUUUUCAACAAGGACAGUUGUUUUGAAAGGUCUUUUGCAUUUCAACACAUUCCAAUGAGUCAAUGUUCUUUAGGACCAAUGCCUGAAAAGGAAAUGUUUCAAUACCUUUUCUUGGAUCAGAGGACUUGAAUUCAGCCCCGGGGGCCAGUAAUAAAAAAUGUGUUUAAACAGUGGCCAUGGGUGU
Molecule: messenger RNA, 4661 nt
Organism: Oncorhynchus keta (chum salmon)
Lineage: Eukaryota; Metazoa; Chordata; Actinopteri; Salmoniformes; Salmonidae
Product: EMILIN-2-like
Exons: 8
Coding region: 121-3351 (1076 amino acids)
Molecular function (GO): protein binding
Source: RefSeq, a predicted model, not a curated record